Nilaparvata lugens (brown planthopper) is the source of this 5030-nucleotide messenger RNA. RefSeq lists its product as uncharacterized. Bases 1767 to 4535 code for a protein of 922 amino acids. Lineage: Eukaryota; Metazoa; Arthropoda; Insecta; Hemiptera; Delphacidae. Gene Ontology annotation, molecular function: protein binding. The record is from RefSeq and is a predicted model, not a curated record. The transcript has 4 exons.
GUCAACUUUUUCCUCCAUCUAGGCCUCACCGCUAUCAAAUUCAAAUCGAGAUCAAGCAAGAGAAAUAAGAGUCGGCCAACAACCAAGCGAGAUUUGGUUUCUGGCCUUGGCUGACUGAUCUGCCCAGCUGAAGGAGGAAUCAAUUUGUAAAUUUCGGACAACUUUCUGAAGAUCAAGUUAUCAUUUUUCAAUUUUGGACCGCUUUCUGGAAGUUGAGAUGAGAGCAGGAGUGACUUGAAAACCUAUGUUCAAGUGUGAUGAUACAAGUGUGACUGGGAUUUACCAUCGGGUUGCGGCCAAUGUACGAUGUCCAUACCAAACAACUUCUUCAACCUUCACCAGCCUAGCCCUCAGACCAAGCAAGGGUUUGAAUUCCUAAAAUCUAUGAAGUGACUUGAAGUUGGUGACAUUGGAUGAUUUUAACAUGAACAUGAAUAUCUCGAGCAGUGUGAGGGAUUGCUGGGGUCUCUUUACUCACGAAGCAGUAAUGAGUGCCCUGUUAAGAGAUAUAUCAUCAACAUCAUCAUCAUCAACAACAACUGAGCAAUCGCUGACAUCUGCUGCAACUCAGAGUUUCACUUGUUUGCUUCUCAAUGAUCUUCACUCUCCCAUAACAAUUGAUGAUGUCAGGAAACAAGCGCAGUCGAUAAGGGACACUCAUGUGGACAGGUCAUGUAAACGUAGCUGUAGUGAUUUAGAACAAACCAAGCACAAUUCUAUGUUGUUAGAUACCCUAGACUUGUCUAAGCCUUCGAACAAUGCAGGAGUUGUAUAUGGAGAAGUUACUGAAGUCAAGUGCUUAGAAAGUGACUGCUUCGAUUGCCAGAUCAAUGCACCUACAAAAGCUAGAGCGUCUAUGCUAGAUUUCAUUCAAAGUUUGGAAAAAUCAACAAUUGUUAAACAUCGAUUAGAUCAUGCUUUAGGCUCAAAUGGAAUGAUCAAGUUAGUUCAGAAUCUGAAGGAUACCAAAAUCACUUCUCUAAAUCUUCGAAAUAAUUGGAUAGAUUCUGAUUCGCUUAUUAAUUUGAUUCAAUACUUACCCAGCACACAAAUCAAAGCACUUGAUUUGAGUGAAAAUUUUAUCGGCCGCAUAGGUUUCGAGUAUUUGUCUAAAGUUCUGACAGAAACACAAAUAUCUUUACUGAAUGUGAGUAAAAAUGAAUCAUUUUAUCUACACGCAUCGGCUUCAUUUAUUUGUGAUAAAUGCUCAAUGAAUAAAAAAAGCUCAAUGAAUAAAAAAUGUGAAGAUCAAAUUCUAAGUUGUAGUGUGUGUCAAGCUGCUGAAAUUUUUGAAAACUCGGCCACAAGAUCUCAUCUUGAUCUUAGUUUUUCCGUAAAUGAAAACCUCAAUUGUUUAGCAUCAAUUUUGAAAAACUCCAACAUAGAACUAAUAAAUUUAUAUCUUCGGAAAUAAAUCGUGGAACCUUCGGACUAUUUGCAGCAAAUUUGAUAGAUUCAAGUGUUACUACCCUCAAUAUGUCUGGCUGUAAAAUAGGUAACAAAGGAGUCAAGAUUUUGGCUUCCGUACUAGAAAACACAAACAUACUCUCACUUAAUCUUAGUGAUAACAAUAUGAACAGCAAUGGCUUGGAAGUAUUUGCUACAUGUUUAACUAAAUCACAGAUCACCUCUUUGAAUCUAUCCCGUAAUCGAUUUAAUAUUCAUGGUAUGAAUAGCCUUGCAACUGUCCUGCCAAACACAAAAAUAACUUCACUUAGUUUGAAUUUUUGCGGUCUUGGUAAUAGAAGUUGGAAGAUAUUAUCGGAAUGUUUAGCUCGUACCAAAAUAACUUCCCUUGUUUCGUGGAUAAUGUUCCAAAUAAUGCUGUCGAUAUAGAAUCAUUAGCUAUUGAAGUGAAAAAAUCACUAAUAAGCUCAAUCAAUCUUGGUUACAAAAAAAAUAAUUCGAAUAAUAAUGGUGAUACUAUUGUUAAGCUACUCUCAUUUUGUAUGGUGGGCUCACAACUAACUUCUAUAAGUUUAAGUUAUUGUUCAAUAGACUGCUAUCGUAUGCAGAAUUUAGUUAUUGCUCUGAAAAGUUCAAGUAUUACAUCAGUGAAGCUUGUAGCCACCUCCAUGACCAGUGAAGUUAUGAAAAUAUUUGUAUCGUGUUUGAUCAACUCCAAAAUCACUAAUUUGCAAUUGAGUAAUUUAGCCAAACUAGACGUUGGUGCUUUGAAAUGUUUGUCACUGGCUUUGAGAAAUACACAAAUCUCUUCGCUUAACCUCCGUUAUAAUAAAUUGGACUGUCAGAGUUUGAAGGUUUUGGCACCAUGUUUGGAAGAUUCAAAAUUAACAUAUCUCGAUCUCGCUUAUAAUGGAAUAGAUUACGAAAAUGAAAUUAGAAAAAUUGAGAGAAGUGAUGUGGGUGUUAAAUGUCUGGCAAUGGCUCUGAAAAAGUCAGAAAUAACAAGUUUGAAUCUUGCUAGUAAUGGUUUAUCAUGCAAAAGCUUGAUGAGUAUCAUACUGAGUUUGCCAUAUACAAAAGUUACCACACUCAAUCUCAACGGUAAUGACAUUUGUUGUAAUGUGUUUUACUUGGCUGAUAUCAUAAAAAGUACUCAAAUUAAUUAUCUAGAUGUUGGGAUGAUGAAUGCGAGGAAAGCAUUAUCUAUGUUAUAUGAUAGCCAUUCUAAGACGAAAACCCAUCUCAAUCUAUCAUACCUUAUGCGAUGCUCAUUUUCUUUGUAUUAUCUUUCACAUGUAGAACUGUUGCACACAAAAAAUAUCACCCACCUCGAACUUAAACAAAAUCAGAUUUCGUGUUGUGGGGAACUGAAAGACAUUUGUGAGUGUAUAUCAGGUUCUCAAAUCGUUUCACUAGAUCUCAGUGAAAACAAAAUCAAUAGUGUUUAUCAUUUAGCAGAAUUGCUUCAGCAUUCUUCAAUUUCGACAUUGAAUUUAUCAUAUAAUCAAAUCUCUUCCGAUGGUAUUAAGCAUUUGUCCCUAAGGCUACCAGGAUCCAAGGUCAUAUCACUUGAUCUAUCCUAUAACCUAAUUACAGAUGAGAGCAUUGAAUACCUUUCUGAUAGUCUUGUGAAUACAAAAAUUACUGAUCUAAAUCUCAGUGGAAAUCAGAUUGGACGUCAAGCUGUAGAAAACUUGAGUGAACGAGUUGCUCACAUCAUUGUUCAAUUUCAAUUGCAAAGUGAUGACCCUCAAAAUCACUUUUAUUUGUGCAAGUAUCCAGAUUGUAUUAUUGAAGUCUAUCGAACGUCCUCUGAAGUAAAUAUCCAUCAUUUGAUUGAUUAUGUAGGUAAUAAAAUUGAAAUGACGAAGGUGUUCAUCCGAUCCAAAAAGGUCAAUGAUCAUGUUGACUCCAAUCUAGCUAACAUGACUCAUUUCAGUAACAUCAACAUCAGUGAAAUCGAAAUGGUUCAACAUUCUAGCUUUCCAUACUUUAUAUUCAAAAAUAUUUCUCAAUUGAAGUUGAAUGGAACACGUACUGAAAAUGCACCUGGUGGAAAUGGAGAGAAAAUUAUUGAAUUACGGCUUCAAAAUAUACAGAACCUCAAAUUAAAAGAUCUUCAAGAACUCCGUUUCAGCAAUAUCAUGUAUCUUGAUCUAAGUAAUAAUAAUAUGGAAGAUGACCAACUCGAAUGUCUUGUUGCAGCUUUGAAGUCAAACAGCAUGAAUCAAAGCAAUAAAAAUUAUUUGAUGUCUUUGAAUUUGUCCAAUAACAAAUUGGAAGCGAGAAGUGCUGAAUUGCUUGCAGAAGUCCUUCAAUAUUUACCAACAUUAACCUACAUCGAUCUGCAUGGAAACGAAAUAGGAUAUGCAGGAUUCCAAUCUCUUAUGAAAGUAGUUGACAAAACUAACCUGUGUUGGCUUUCGCUGGGAGACAAUAAUAUCGAAGACCAUUUGGAAGGAAACAUUGAACUAUCUCCUUACAUUGUGCCCCGGAAAGGUGAUGAAAUGCCAGUUGCAUUCCAAUUGAGGUACUUAUUCAGACAGCUGGUGUCAUUGAACACAUGCAGUGGUGAACUGGAAUUCACAAUUCCCACAACCGACUCAAACCCUCCUGUCAAUAUCACCCACUACCCCAAGCUGCUCAAGAUCUAUUCCGAAUUUGAAAAUGAUGUGGACUAUCUCAACGUUGAUGUUUAUGACAUCUAUUACAUGAAAAGUAAAAAACAUGACAUGUGCCUUCUGCAGAGAAUAGAAAAAUUCGUGCAUGAAAUUGAAAAAAGGUUUCUAUCGUUCAUUGACAACAACUUACCGAAACUCGAACAGGCAUUUGGCUAUGAUAGCUUUGUUGCUCUUGUCAAGGAAUGUGACCGCCUUGGGUUAACCAAAUGUGUUGAAUCUCUAUUACUCCAUCGAGUCUGUUACUAUGUGGAUGAUGCUGGAGAGAUAUUGCAUCCAUUCAUUUAUAGAAUGCUGCACAAAUACAGUAUGCCUUUAUAUUGUAAACAAAUCGAACCAAAUAAGAGGGAGCAAAUAAUUGCUUACUACCAGACUCAUUCAGAAAUAGAAGGAGCUCACACACUGAUUGAUCUGUUGACUUCUAUGUUUAUGUCUAAUGAAGAAAGUUGAAUGCAAUUCUUGCAUUGGCUCAAAAAUAAAUUGUGAUGAUUAGAUGAAUUUAGUGUAUUAUUUUAUAAGAAAAUAAUUGUCAUUAAGAGCAUUCCUGAAUGAAGAUGAUUUUAGUGAUUAAAUUUUUAUUUAUUAGACAUUUAGUGUAGGCUAUUGGAUAAUGAUUCUGUUUACGAUACUACUGAAUUUUAUAACCAUUUAAAAAAAUACCUUUAUAUUCAAUUAUUCAGAAAUUUCUACUUGAAAUAAUUAUAUGAUAGUGUUUGGUAUUAGUUAUCCUCAUUCAAUAUUGCUAUCAGAUAAUUUAAUUUAUUCUUAUACAAGCUUCAGAAGAACAAUUAAUCAAUUUGAGUAUCAGAUUAAAUUCUCCAGAUGGAAACAAAUUGGAAAUUGCAUUUGUUCAAAUGCUAAUCAAUAAAUAAUUAUUAUUAAACGAAAAUCUCAAUGAAAUGCAGUAAAUCACCCCGAAGACUUCUGCUACUGCAAAUAUUGACA